UUUGAACCAAACUGAAACUACCCCUAAGGUUCAUAGUUCUCGAUCAAAUUCUUGAAGGGGUUACAACAUAUACAAAUAAAGGUUCUAAUCGGCUCAAGCUCAGCGCCAACACUUUCUCACUACGAAAACCUCUGAUUUAGGAGACGCCGCCGAUGGAAUUCCCCGACGCUAGCUUAUCCCAUGAAUCAGAAUCGCUGCCAGUUCUUCCCUCAGAAAUACUAUAUGAAAUACUCCUAAGGCUACCCGUGAAAACCUUAUUAAAGAUGAGGUGCGUUUCAAAAUCUUGGUUUUCUCUAAUCUCAUGUCCCCAAUUCAUCAAAACCCAUCUAAAAUUUUCAACUCAGAACCAAGAUUUUCGGUGUCUUUUUUACGGCUCUCGUGAGAAUAGCCUCACUCUUAACACUUGCUCUCUUGAUGAAAUUAUAUAUCAAGAAGAAUCUCCCCCUAUACCUAUAGCUGUUCAGCUUGAUUUUCCUUGCAAUGGCGUCCUGGGUUGUUGUGAAGGGCUGUUUUGUAUUUUUAAUCAAUUUUGGUAUAUAUUUAUAUGGAAUCCAUCUAUAAGAAAGUCGAAAAAAUUGCCCUUUUCAGGACUCGAUCCGCGUUGUGGCCAGAGUUCGUCUUAUGGUUUUGGUUACGUUGAGUGUCAAGAUGAUUACAAAGUUGUAGACGUUAAGGGAAAUUCACAUGGUGAUGGUUUUCUGAAUGUAUUUAAGAUUUAUAGUCUAAGAUAUAAUUCUUGGAAAAGGAUUCAAGACUAUCCAGAUAUUACCUUUUGGAUCUAUCCUGGUAAAUUUGUCAAUGGAAGACUUCAUUGGAUCGUCGGUCAUGUUAGUGAUGAAAGUGAUAUGAAUGAUUCAAGGUUUAUUCUUUCGUUAAACCUGGUAGAUGAUGUUACGAAUAUUGAAUUUCAGAGGAAGAAAAAUCUAACUAAAGCUAAGCUAAGCUAAGAAGAGAAGAAAAUA
Molecule: messenger RNA, 962 nt
Organism: Nicotiana tabacum (common tobacco)
Lineage: Eukaryota; Viridiplantae; Streptophyta; Magnoliopsida; Solanales; Solanaceae
Product: F-box protein CPR1-like
Molecular function (GO): protein binding
Source: RefSeq, a predicted model, not a curated record